This is a messenger RNA of Diutina rugosa, 4483 nucleotides long. RefSeq lists its product as uncharacterized. NCBI's taxonomy places the organism in Eukaryota, Fungi, Ascomycota, Pichiomycetes, Serinales, Debaryomycetaceae. The transcript has a single exon. Gene Ontology annotation, biological process: DNA integration. Gene Ontology annotation, molecular function: nucleic acid binding. The annotation marks the transcript as partial. The record is from RefSeq and is a predicted model, not a curated record.
AUGAGCCCAAUUUCGAUACUCUGCGAAGACUCGAAAUUGAAAAAAGGUGCUGCCAACUUCGAAAGCUGGAAGAAAGGCAUCUAUCAACAUAUUUCGGGGAAAUAUGGUACAAAAGUCCACGACUGGACUUUGGUGUUAUUUGGAGACACCGCAUACUCCUUCGGUCGACACGCUGAAGAAACAGAGGAGGGUCACGAAGAACUUAUUAAUGCCUUUAACACUGCUAUAAUGCACGUCUUUAGACAUUACGUUACUGUCCCUGAUAUUGUGAAUAAGAUGCCCACAUUGAAUGCUGAAGGGGUUGCAGCAUUGAUUAUCAAAGACUUUGGGAGAAAUGACAUUGUCAGUCUCAUGAAGAAAUAUGUUGCCCAUCGUGAGAAUUAUGAAGAUUUUACUGCCCGAUUCGCCUUGUAUCCGUUGGAAAUUGGUCAACUAGUUGAAAGACUUUCCCCUGAAGAACGUCACGCCUUUAAUGGAUUCUUUGUUGUCCAGCCACUCAGUUUGCAAAAGGCAUACAUUGAAGGUCUUACUGAAUACCAUUCUCCUACUCAGAUUGAUGUUGACAGAAUGGUGGCAUGGUUUGAACGUCGGAAGGCAGCUGUGAACAAAGUUCAGGAAAACAAGGGUAAAUCGAAGAAAAAGAACGGCGGUGCCUCAGCUGCUAAAGAGGAUGCCAAAGAAUCCCAGUCUACUCUGUCUGUACCAAGUGAACGUAAGUCAACCUAUCAUUCUGUAAGCAAGUCUCCCUCAAAACCAUUUGCAGUGGAUACUGGAACUAGGAAGCAUGUGAUUUCUGACACUCACCUCCUUACCAAUGUUAGACUGCACAACGUUACACUUCAGAGUUUUACUGGUGCACCAAUCAAGGUCACUAAGGUUGGUGACCUUGUUACGAAUCUCGGCAUUACACUCAAAGAUGCUCGUGCAUGUCCAUCAGCAAAGUUCAACCUUAUAUCACCACUUCAACUUGUAAGGGACAAGAUUCCGUUCAAGAUUGUGAACAAUAAGGUCUUCAUCAACAAGAAAUUUGUGUGCUACUUGGAAGACAUGUGUGAUGUCAAUAACUUAGUCGGUCAAACUGUUGAAGACAACUCCCUGUCAACUGAUCCCAUAACAUUGCAUAAUCGGAUGGGGCAUCCUGCAGAUGCAAUCUCACAAAACUGUGUGACGUGUGGUGUUGCUAAGAUUACACUGCGUAAACCUAAGCAGGGCAAACAUCCGGCAAAGGCGCCGGGUGAACGUCUCUCAGUUGACCUUGCCCAUCAAUCUGCAGACAGUCCCCAAGGUUAUCGCUGGGCAAUGGUGAUUCAUGACGAUUUCACUGGUCACAAUACCUCAGUCAUACUUCUGGAGAAAGCUCAGGCGGCCAACGAGCUUAUACAACAGAUUAAGUACAUUGAGCGUCAAUAUGGAUAUCGCAUCAGACGUUUGCGUGUCGACAAUGGCAAAGAAUUCGACAACAAGACACUUCAAGAGUACUGCAAGACUGAAGGUAUAAGGCUUCAACCAACGUCUGCACAUGCGCUGUUUCAAAACGGUGCUGCUGAACGUGCUAUUCGAACUAUACGUGAAAAGGAGACAGCUCUCAGACACAUGAGUGGUGUACCAGCGUACAUGUGGCCCUAUUCGUGGCGAAUGGCUACUCUCCUCGUCAAUCUCACUAAGCUCAAGAACCAGUCGAAAUCUCCAUGGGAACGCUUUCGUACUGGUGAGACACCCCCCAAGGUGUGGACAUUUGGAUGUCAGGCUGUGGGCGACGUCCCUAAGGGACAUCCGAAUUAUAAGGGCCUCUCGGCGCAUGGUGCUGAGGGUGUUUACCUUGGGCCUGAUAUGACUCGUCGUGCUGACUUUGUUUGGACUUGCCACGAUGGCAAUGUGGUUGUCACACCCACUAUCAAGGUCUAUGAACGGUCUUUCCCCCUCAAGACGAACCCUGAUUACGUCAAGUUUGCUUCACCCCGUCGGGGUGCUCCUCAAAUUGGUAUCAGUCCCAUGCCUAUUCAAAUCUGGACUCUGGCAUCAGCGCUGAUCGAGGAUUCCCAGUCAACUGCACUCACACUGGCCCCUUCAUCUCCAGAUUUUCAGGAUGAUACUUCCAUGGAUUCUGAAUCUGAUGUGCGGUCUCACAACUCGUCGACGCACCCUCAUGAUGUCAUUACGGUGUCCUCGUCGUCCGGAUCACUGCUGUCAUCCAGAGCUCCCUCGCAGCCAUCACCGGGUACACAUCCCGUGCUUCUUCAAACCUUGGGAGUCCCUCCAGAGUCGCCCGUCUCUGCGUCAUCCACUCAGCCAAGUGAUGACGAACUGGUUGAUGAUAUUGCACUUGACCCUGAUUACCAAGCCGGUUCUUCCGAGUCUGCCACUGAAGUUUCUCUUGCUGAUGUUCGCUAUGAUCUUCGGGAGUUGACGGAUGACGAGUACGUCCAACCUGACGCCACUUCGGAAUCUGCUGCUGAGUGGUUUUCCGCCGCAGGGAAGUCAGAAGCAGGGGAGUCAGAAGCAGGAGAGCCAGAAGUAGGGGAGUCAGAAACAGGGAAGUCAGAAGCAGGGGAGCCUACUAUCUCCCGAACAUCCGAAGUGUCUGCCUCUGAUGGGCCUGCUGAAGUGCACCCUACUCCAGCACUGACUCAUUCUCUGGGCUCGGCGUCGCUGUCGCGUCUGCUGCCUCAGAACCCUCUUGGUACUGACACGACCACUCAAGUCGCACCUGACACGUCACAGUCUGCCACACUGUCCGCUUCCCAACAACCACUCACCCCGGCCCCUUUACGACCCUCAGACAGUGUUCUAGGCAAACGAACCCGCAAUGAGAUAACUCCGAGUCCCCCUCGUCCCACAAGUGAUGUCAAACGCCCUCGUGACGGUGACUCUGAUGGGUCGGACUCUGACGUGGUACACAUUCUGACGAAGCCGAUUGAAGUUGUCUCUGUGGACUCUCCACUGUCACUGGAUAGUGAUUCUAAGCGUGCUGACCCUGACUACGAGGAUUCAGUCAAUUUGGUUAAGCCUGCUCUGCCCAGGGGAGAGGGUGACAAGUCAAAGGGGACAAAACAGCCGAAACCGUGGAGUCCCACAGAUCCAAAGAAGCAUGACCCAAAACAUCCAACCAUUGCACAAGCCUGGAACGGUCCUCAAAAAGAGCAAUGGAAAGCUGCCAUAGGGAUGGACGGAGGCGAGCUUGGGUCACUCAUUAAGUUGAAUGCUAUCAAACCAGUUUAUGAAGUGCCGAAAGGAAAGAAGGUACUUCCGACCACCAUGUUACUCGGUAAGAAAGAGAUCGAGAAAUUCAAAGCCCGGUUAGUUGCACUCGGUAAUCUUCAGAAAAUGGGUGUUGAUUUCGAUGAAACAUACAGUAGUGUCAUACUGUAUAUGUCAGUGAGAUUUCUUACUGCNGGUGUUGAUUUCGAUGAAACAUACAGUAGUGUCAUACUGUAUAUGUCAGUGAGAUUUCUUACUGCGAUGGCGGCGUCUCAAAAUAUGCAUGUUCACCACAUGGACGUAUCUACAGCCUUCCUCAAUGCUGACAUUGACAGGGAAAUUUACAUCAGACUCCCCGACGCCAUCACUGAUGAAAUGCUUGAAGAACUCGGUUUCCCUUACAAAACCAGAAUCUUCCUUCUUCAAAAGAGCUUGUACGGUCUUAGACAGGCUCCUCUCAUGUGGAAUCUUGAGGUCAUUGCAACAUUGACGAACUUGGGUUUCAAACAGAACAAUGCCGAAGAUGGUUUGUUUCAUACUACCUACAAUGGACACCGUGUUGAGUUAGGACUCUAUGUCGAUGACAUUCUUAUCUGCUGUGAAGAUAUGGACACGUUGAAUUACUUCAAGAAACGAUUGAUGACUGUCUAUGAAAUGAAAGAUCUUGGACCUGUGAGAAAGUUCUUACUGAUGAAUUUCAAGGUUGAUGAAGAAGGUAUUCACAUUAGUCAUGAGGACUACAUUGAUAGAAUCGUAUCAGAAGAAGGUCUUGACGAUGCAAACCCACUGAAAGUUCCAAUGUCUCCUGGGUUCCAACUUGAAGGAAUUGAUUCUCCGUUACUUGAUGAGACUGGCAUCGUGCAAUACCAGUCAAGGAUGGGCAAAAUCCAGUAUGCUACCAAUUCAGUGAGAUAUGACCUAGCAUUUGCUACCGGUGUGUUGAGUCGCCACAAUCACAACCCAACCCAAGCCCACCUUGAGGCAUCUAAGCGAGUUUUGCAGUAUCUCAAGGGACUGAAGAAUUUUUCACUCACUUACCGUUGGGGAGCACCCCUUCAACUUGAAGCUUAUGCGGAUGCAUCGUACAAUUGCUAUCCAUCCAAGGGUAAGAGUAUUGGAGGUUAUCUUAUCAACCUUAAGGGUAAUUCACCAAUUGCCUGGCAACUGAAGCGUCAACCUUUAGUUGCAACAUCUACGUGCUAUGCUGAGUACGUUGCCCUUUACCAUGUUGGUCACAUGAUCGAAUACAUGAACUACAUCGUGAAAGGUGCCGGAUUCCAAUCUU